This is a messenger RNA of Phascolarctos cinereus (koala), 1147 nucleotides long. RefSeq names its product REC114 meiotic recombination protein (gene REC114). Lineage: Eukaryota; Metazoa; Chordata; Mammalia; Diprotodontia; Phascolarctidae. The record is from RefSeq and is a predicted model, not a curated record.
UGGAGCUCCUCAGCCAAGACGAGGCGCGGCGGCGGCCAUGGCGGGGGAGGCGAAGGUUCCACCCUGCGCUUCCGAGCAGUGGGCCCUGAAGCGCUACGGCCGCUUCGUGCCCGCGGGCACUGACCGCUUUGGGGCGGCUGCUGAGGCGCGGGCGAGCUCGAACCCCUCGGCCUCCUGGAAGGUAUUUGAUUCUAAUGAUAAAUCUGGUUCUCUUGUUCUCACCAUAGUUGUAUCAGGUCAUUUCUUCAUUUCCCAAGGACAGACCUUACUGGAAGGAUUUUCACUCAUCGACAGCAAGAAGUGGCUGAAGAUUGUAAGGCGGGUGGAUUGUUUACUGUUUGGAUCAACAAUAAAGGAUAAGAGUCGCAUGUUCCGUGUACAGUUUGGAGGUGAUUCUAAAGAAGAGGCCCUGGAAAACUGCUGCAGUUGUGUACAAAAGCUUGAACAGUACAUAACAAUCCAGGUUCCUGACGAGCUGAGCCAGGAGCUGCAGCCAGGCCCUAGCCAGCUGACAGCCACGGAAAGUCAAGUGAAGGACAGCGAGCAGAGUGGAAUGCUGCAUCAUGGAUUACAUCUGAAUCUAAAACAGCAUUAUGCAUCUUCCUACACCUUUCCAGAAGGAAGGAUAACAAUGACGCAGCUAGCACAGUCUAUCCUGACAUCAGCAGAACUACCACUUGCCUACAAGCAAGCUGCAUGGAAUGCAGAAGAGUUAGGUCCCUUCCUGAAGUUGUGCCUUAUGGAUCAGAAUUUCCCAGCCUUUGUUGAAGACGUAGAGAAGGAACUGAAGAAGCUGACAGGGCUGGCGAGUUAAUAUUGUCUACAUUAAUAAAUAGCUAUCUUAUUGAUAAAAUACUUUCUCCCAAAGUUAGUGGAAUAAAAAUUGUUGUUUCAACAUCUUUCUUUUAUCAGUGUUUUAUUUUUAAAAACAUGUGAAUCCACUUUUUUUAUACAUCAUUGCACUUCAACAAAUACACAGAACACAAGUUCAUGCAUUGACAGCUCUGCACCGAAUGAGAACCUUGUCAGGUUGUAAUUCUACAAUCAACUGUUAAAUCAAGACAGGAAAUUACAGUGUCCAACUGAAAAGUAUAAUUAGUUGCAUAGAAUAUUACCAUGCUAUAUAACACUUUUAAGAUCAUUGAAA